AUGUCAGCCUGCUUCAAAACCAAAAACGUCUCGAAGUUGACGGGGGUUAAGCGGUCUCGGAUCGAGCGCAGACACUCCACUACGACCCGAGGGCGGUUAGAGAAGACAAGUGUAGAGAAACGGACCGGCAGUACAAGCAGCCCUGGUGGGCAUGUAAAAAGUCGACAGAUAGUGGGCUCAAUCAAGACGACCAGCAAGGGCAAAGUGUACCUGGCGAAGAAGGAGAAGACGAAGAGAUAG
Phytophthora infestans T30-4 is the source of this 240-nucleotide messenger RNA. RefSeq lists its product as uncharacterized. Lineage: Eukaryota; Oomycota; Peronosporomycetes; Peronosporales; Peronosporaceae. The coding region runs from base 1 to 240 and encodes 79 amino acids. The record is from RefSeq and is a predicted model, not a curated record. The transcript is spliced from 3 exons.